AUGCUGGACGGGCGGACUCUAUCGAUACGUGCCCGUCGGACGGUUGCAGUGUUACCCACACGAUGGCAGAGGUCGGCGGCUCCCAUACAAAAGACUUCCCUCACUCAGGAACAGAAGGAUGAACUGAGAGCAAUCGCUGAGAAGAUCGUUGCUGAUGGAAAAGGAAUUCUCGCUGCUGAUGAGUCCACUGGCACCAUUGGAAAACGACCUCUCUGCCAUCAACACCGAAAACAAUGA
Molecule: messenger RNA, 237 nt
Organism: Cooperia oncophora
Lineage: Eukaryota; Metazoa; Nematoda; Chromadorea; Rhabditida; Trichostrongylidae
Source: the annotation of a GenBank genome assembly